CUACAAACUCCAGUUACUUGAUCGACGUCUCCCAAUUCCUUUGCUUAAAUAUUCUUAAUUUCUUUCGAUCCCUUAGGACGGCCUUCUUGUAUGUGCUAAUGAGAUCUCCAAAUUUAGUGAAGAUGGUUGGUGUAGUCUUACUGGCCGUGGAGAUUAUAGUACUUAUUAGUGGUUAUAGAUUUGGAGCAAAUGGUCUGAGCAUGAACUAUUACCUGAGUAGUUGCCCUCUUGCUGAACCGAUUGUGACCAACACUGUUAUCAGAGCUUUGAUGGCCGACCCAACCCUUGCAGCCGCCCUUGUUAGAUUGCAUUUCCACGAUUGCUUCGUACAGGGGUGUGAUGGGUCAAUUCUAAUUGACUCAACAAAGGAUAACACAGCAGAGAAGGACUCCCCUGCAAAUCUGAGCUUACGAGGAUAUGAAGUUAUCAACGCAGCAAAAAAGCAGCUUGAAAAACAGUGCCCCGGCGUAGUUUCUUGCUCUGAUAUUCUUGCAAUGACUGCCAGAGAUGCAGUGUAUUUGGCUGGGGGUCCACUAUAUAGCAUACAAAAGGGAAGAAAGGAUGGUAGGAGGUCUAAAAUAGAAGACACAGAGAACCUUCCCUCUCCCACCUUCAAUGCCUCUCAGCUCAUUAUCAAGUUUCGGCAGCAUGGUUUUAGUGCCGAAGAAUUGGUGGCUCUUUCUGGGGCACAUACACUAGGAGUGGCAACGUGCAGAUCCUUCAAAAACCGAUUGAGUGAUGAGGAUCCAACAUUAGAUGAAGACUUUGCUCAGACAUUGUCGGAAACAUGCAGUUCCGGCGACGAUGCCGAGCUGCCCUUCGAUGCGACGAGGAACAGCUUCGACAGUCUUUACUUCAACGCAUUGCAAAGGAAAGCCGGGGUGCUCACUUCAGAUCAAACGUUGUACGCCGACACAAGAACCAGAAACAUUGUGAAUGGCUUUGCGUCUAACCAACCCAUGUUCUUCCGUCGUUUCCAAUUGGCAAUGGUCAAAAUGGGAACCCUUGACGUUAAACAAGGUUCAAGAGGCGAAGUACGAAAAAAUUGCCAUAAAAUUAACUGAUCAUCGAUACUCUCUACCUAUCAACUAAAUUGUAUCGAUGCUGAAUUGUGUUAUAUAUUUGCUAUAUAUAUAACACUUAAUAACGGUUUUCUA
Messenger RNA from Alnus glutinosa, 1157 nucleotides. Its product is annotated as peroxidase 47-like. The record is from RefSeq and is a predicted model, not a curated record. Gene Ontology annotation, molecular function: peroxidase activity; heme binding. Gene Ontology annotation, biological process: hydrogen peroxide catabolic process; response to oxidative stress. The coding region runs from base 99 to 1064 and encodes 321 amino acids. NCBI's taxonomy places the organism in Eukaryota, Viridiplantae, Streptophyta, Magnoliopsida, Fagales, Betulaceae. The transcript has 4 exons.